Molecule: messenger RNA, 1838 nt
Organism: Colius striatus (speckled mousebird)
Lineage: Eukaryota; Metazoa; Chordata; Aves; Coliiformes; Coliidae
Gene: IGFBP5
Product: insulin like growth factor binding protein 5
Exons: 4
Coding region: 812-1621 (269 amino acids)
Biological process (GO): regulation of insulin-like growth factor receptor signaling pathway
Cellular component (GO): extracellular region
Molecular function (GO): insulin-like growth factor II binding; fibronectin binding; insulin-like growth factor I binding
Source: RefSeq, a predicted model, not a curated record
GGGGGUUGACCUGAGCCGAUCGAAACACAACUUUGCUUCAUACCAAGCUUCCCAGCAGCUCGCUGCGCCGGGAGAGACUUUUCCUCCUGCUGCAGAAGAAGAGAGAGGGAAGGGGAGGCUUUGCAUCCCCUCUUCCUUCUCCUGCGGGUUUGGUUGGGAUUUGGGUUUGUUUUGGUUUUGUUUUUUUUUUUUUCCUCUCUUGACUGCUUUGAUGCAUUAAUAGCAGGACACUGGUUUUCAAGGAACUUUGCUCCCAUCCCAACCUGCCUCCUCCCAGCCCUUUGGGAAGAGUGUGCGUGAGCGUGAGUGUGUGAAAUCGCCGUCCCACCUCCCGACCUCCCCCCCCCCACCCCGCUCCCCCACGCCUCCCCCUGCAACCUGUAGCCUGUGCAACCCCUGCGGGCUUUUCUCCCUUCCCCCCCCCCUCGCCUCCUUCCCUCCCCCUCUUUUUGCGCUCCUGCGGAUCGCAGUGCGAAUUUCCCCUUUCGAAGCGAGAAAAAGCUGAAAGAAGGAGAAAAGGGGGGAGGGAAAAAAAAAAAAACAGACAAAAAGCAAUUCAGUCGCCCCCCCCCGCCCCCCCACGCGUAAAGAAAAGCGGGAGGGUCUCGCACCCCGAGAAUAAACCCCAGAGCGGGGCGCCUGCGAGCAGGGGCAGCGCUUUUCUCCCUUUCUCCUUUUUUAUUUUCUUUUUACAUUUUUUGACAUUUUGAUUUUUUUGCCCCCGAAGGGGCAAGCGGGAAGCAAGCGCCGCCCGCCCCCGCCCCCCCGGCGGCAUCCCCCCCGCUGCCCGUCCCGCAGCAUCCCCGCCGCGAUGCUGCUGCGGCUCCUGGUGCUGCUGGGCGCCUGUCCGGGGCUCUCGCGGUGCCUGGGCUCCUUCGUCCAGUGCGAACCUUGCGACGGGAAGGCUCUGUCGCUCUGCCCGCCGCCGCCGCUCGGCUGCGAGCUGGUGAAGGAGCCGGGCUGCGGCUGCUGCCUCACCUGCGCCCUGCCCGCCGGGCAGCCCUGCGGCGUCUACACCGAGCGCUGCGCCCGCGGGCUCCGCUGCCUCCCGCGGCAGGGCGAGGAGAAGCCGCUGCACGCCCUCCUCCACGGCACCGCCGUCUGCCUCAGCGAGAAGAGCUACCGCGAGCAAGCCAAGGCCGAACGGGAGUCCCGGGAGCAUGAGGAGCCAACCACAUCAGAGAUGACAGAGGAGACCUACCCUCCCAAGGCCUACCGGCCCAAGCACGGGCGCCUCUCCGAGCUCAAAGCUGAGGCCCUGAAGAAGGACCGCCGGAAGAAGCUGACCCUGGCCAAGUUUGUGGGCAUGGCGGAGAACACGGCACACCCUCGCGUCGUCAUCCCUGAGCUCCGGCAGGAGUUCGAGCUGGGCCCUUGCCGCAGGCACAUGGAGGCAUCCCUGCAGGAGCUCAAGAGCAGCCAGCGGAUGGUGCCCCGUGCUGUCCACCUCCCCAACUGCGACCGAAAAGGCUUCUACAAGAGGAAGCAGUGCAAGCCCUCCCGAGGCCGGAAGCGUGGGUUGUGUUGGUGUGUGGAUAAAUAUGGCAUGAAGCUGCCGGGGACCGACUACCUGAGCGGAGACCUGCAGUGCCACGCGUUUGACAGCAGCAACGUGGAGUGAAGUCGCAUCCCCUCCCUCCGCCCCAUCACUACCUACCCAGGCUCCCUUCCACCCUCCCCUCCGCACCUCCCUGUGCCCCAGGACUCCGAUUCCUUUCAUCUCAUGCAAGAAGAAAAAAAGAAAGGAAAAGAAAAAAGAGUAAGAAAGGAAAAGGAAAAAAGAGAAAGGGAAAGAAAAAAGAGAAGUAAAGAAAGGAAAAGCAAAGAGGAAAGAAGGC